GUACAUAGUUACUAAAGUACACACACGACGGAAUCGUGUUCUCAUUAAAUGUACUGCUCAUGCAGCUGCUCGGUAAUCUAACAGCAACGAUUGGAGCAUGGCUGACGAAGGAUCUGACACAUCUAAAAAGAAUGAUAUCCUAAGGGACAGCAAUGCCGACAGCAAAGUGCCAGAUGAAACCGAAUGCGAUGAUGCUGAUAAAACUCCGCUCACGAUAACCACUACGAAAAAUGCUUUAAUAACGACACAGUUGGAUCCGUGCGAUGCCUAUCCGCAUUCUAUCAAAAUUUCGAUCGUGGGUGCAAGAAAAGUUGGAAUGGCUUGUGCUAUCGCAAUUUUGAUGAGACGGAUAGCGAGUGAAGUCUGUUUGAUCGAUCAAAAUUCAGACAAAGCUUCUGCUGAAGCCGAGGACAUUCAGCACGCUAGUAUUUUUCUAGGAUGCCCUCUGGUAGUUGGCACAUCAGAUAUCUACAAGGUAAAAGAUUCGGCGGUAGUAGUAAUUGCGGUUUGUGAAAAGAAACUUGAAGAGGAGAUCAAUAUCAAACACAACAUCGAGAUAUUCAAGAAAAUCAUUCCUACAAUUGCAAAGUUGGCUUGUAAGGCGGUGUUAUUAGUUGCGUCUCAACCGAUCGACGUGAUGUCGUACGUCACCUGGAAGUUGUCCAAAUUUCCUUCAAGCAGAGUACUUGGCACGGGAACUCUGCUUGAUAGCUGCAGGUUUCAGGAUUUACUGAGUCGAAAAUUGGGACUGGCGCGAACGUCAAUCAAUUGCAUGAGUAUCGGUGCACAGGGCGACACAUCUGUUUCCAUAUGGUCGAGCGUUCACGUGGCGGGCACGAAGAUACGAGACAUAAACCCUCAAAUGGGAGAGGCGGAUGAUCCCGAGAAGUGGCGUGACAUUUCCGAAGCUGUAAAUAAAAUCGACACGGUGCUUAAUCGGAAGAAGGGUGAAAGAGGACCGAACUGCUGGGCUCUCGGCUUCUGCACUGCUGAGAUCGUCGAUGCCAUCGUCAGGAAUACUAAAGUCGUAUUGCCAGUGUCGACGUAUAUACAAAGUUGUGUUCAUGGGACCGAUAAAGACGUGUACAUGUCGGUACCCUGUGUUCUCGGUCGGGAAGGUGUGUACACCACGGUGCGACAGAAGCUGAACGAUCAGGAAAAGACGGCGAUACAACGAUGUGCCGACAGCGUCCGCGAUGUGCUACGUGAGUGUGGCAUUCUUUGCGAAUCAAAUGACAUUAAAGAGUGACAACCGGUAGACCGGUAGACCGAGAAAAAGAGGAGAGCGAAAAACGAAUGGAUGCGAACGGAUAUGUGGCGCGGAAAUAGCGAGGAAGAGGAAAUGGAGUGAAGAGAAGGAACGACGUUUUAGAAUACAUCUUCAUCAAUAAGGGCAAUGCUGCACCUGGUAACCGGUUUUCUGCAUGCGUACAUUCGAUCGUCAUAAUAAACGAUAUAUGAGUGAAACUCGACUUCCUGGAAAAUUAAACCAGCCACGUUCUCCUAAGAUUGCCUGCGAACGGUACACGCUACAAUAUUCCACGCGUGCGGAGCUUAUUAUCGUUUCUUUUUUACUCGAUCGAAUUUUGAUUUACGCAACCGAACGAUGUA
This is a messenger RNA of Atta colombica, 1611 nucleotides long. RefSeq names its product L-lactate dehydrogenase-like. NCBI's taxonomy places the organism in Eukaryota, Metazoa, Arthropoda, Insecta, Hymenoptera, Formicidae. The coding region runs from base 98 to 1249 and encodes 383 amino acids. The record is from RefSeq and is a predicted model, not a curated record. The transcript has 7 exons. Gene Ontology annotation, biological process: carboxylic acid metabolic process. Gene Ontology annotation, molecular function: oxidoreductase activity, acting on the CH-OH group of donors, NAD or NADP as acceptor.